Molecule: messenger RNA, 8558 nt
Organism: Plodia interpunctella (Indianmeal moth)
Lineage: Eukaryota; Metazoa; Arthropoda; Insecta; Lepidoptera; Pyralidae
Gene: chp
Product: chaoptin
Exons: 27
Coding region: 416-4462 (1348 amino acids)
Molecular function (GO): protein binding
Source: RefSeq, a predicted model, not a curated record
CGCUCCGUACAGCCGCGUAGACGCGCGUUCGAGACGCGAAUUUAAAAAUAUAACGUUCGAAAAUCGAAAAUAAUAAUUCCGAUAGCCGUUUCUUUUUUCGUAAAAAUUAAUUAGUGCCAGUGUUUUUAUUUUUUUUAUUUCAUGGUUUCUUUUAAGUGUUUUGUUGAAAGUGUUAGACUGUAAAGCCUAUCCUAGAGGUUGGAUUCCCUGGGAGAGCAUUGCUAUAGCAACGAAUGACGUCAAGUUCACGGGCGGUUGGUGCAUUUUUGUUCAAUAAUGAAUAGUUUCUGUUUCAUCUGACUGUGCGCAUUUGAAUAGUGCGGAUUUCUGCUAUCACUUUGGCUAUUACGUCAGAGCGUAAAGUGCCGGCGACCCAAAUGUUACGGUUUUAUGGAGAGCAGCACUUACACGAACCAUGAGUCUAAUGGCAAUAAUAAAGUUUGGCUACGCGCUAGUGGUGGUCACGCUCUUGCUCAUGAUAUGGGCUUCCCUGUCAAGAGCUAUAGAAGUGCACGUAGACACAGGCCAUCCGCCAUGCUUGUUCCAAGCGUUGUGCACGUGUUCCAAGCCGGCCGGGGACCUGGGCUACGUGACCUGCAACAACGUGCCCCUGCUGCGGAUCCCCUCCACCGUCAACAGCUCCAAGGUCUACAUGCUGCAGCUCACAGGGAACAAGAUUAGGGACCUGGAGCCACAAUUCUUUCAAGCGACACAAGGGCUUUACCGUCUGGCUAUAAACCAGAAUCCCCUGGAGACGAUCCACGAGGAAGCCUUCUACGGCUUGGAGAAGUCAUUAUGGGUGUUAGAACUAAAGGAAGACAGACUGACGUCAGUACCAAGCAGGUCGCUGAGGUACCUGCAGAAACUACGGACACUUGACUUGACAGGCAAUGAAAUAACAGAAGUAACGGGGGAAAGCUGGAGUGGACUGGAGAACACGCUACAGUACCUGCAUCUGGGAGACAAUGCCAUAGCCAAUCUUCCGCUCGAUGCAUUUUCGGGACUGCCCAUGUUAGAAACACUGGAUCUGCAUGGAAACCAUCUGCAGAUCAUUGACGGGGGAGUUUUUAGAGAUGGCAUGAGGAUGCUCAAUAGGUUGCUGCUAAAUGAUAAUCAACUGUCAUACAUUCCAUAUGAGGAAAUGUCGCCCCUACGCCAGCUAAGAUUUUUGGAUUUAUCCAACAACGUGAUCAAGCAAAUUCCACCAGUUCACGAGGUGAAUGGUAUCAGGAUGUCACUGGAAUCGUUAAAGCUCGACUACAAUCUCAUCAGAAUACUCCAUCCGUCAUCAUUUAAAUACUUUAACGUUUUGAACUCGACCAGUUUGGAUGGCAACCCUAUAUAUUCAAUAAGAGAAGAUGCGUUCAGAAGCGCCAAGAUCAAAUCACUGUCUCUCCGAGAUUGUGGUCUGUCGGACCUAUCUCCUGCAGCCUUCGCCGGUCUCGAGAACAGUCUCCAGAGCCUCGACUUGUCUGAGAAUAACCUAACAUCGAUAUCCAAAUUCAUGCUGAACAAGCUCGACUCACUUAGAUUCCUGAAUUUGAGGGAGAACAGAGUUGAUAUGAACUUGUUGACGUCAAAUUAUCCAUCUGAGUACCCACAAUCCGGAUUCAACAACUUCCAAUACAAACUAUUCUCUUUGGAUAUUAGUGGCACUUCACCAAUGGAAAUGAGUUUGCAAGAUUUCAGAAGAAUGAGAUCCCUUCGAGUUCUUUCGCUAAGCAAACUGAUCAGGCAAAGCAUAAGGGCCGAAGACUUUUUAGAUUUCGGCACAGAAAUAGAAGAAUUGAGGAUUAUCGGUAGCACCAUCCUCAGGAUAGACAGCAGUGCCUUCCAGCACGUCAGGACUAUAAAAUCGCUAGAUCUCUCCGAGAAUAACAUUGAAUUUAUCGAUCCGUUCGCUUUUGCUGAGUUGCACAGUUUAACAACAUUAAAGAUGGCAAAUGGCCUAGCAGACACAGUGAAGAUCCUUCCAUUCGAACCUCUGAAAGCGCUAAUAGAACUCCAGCAUUUAGACCUAAGCAAUAACAAGCUUAAGAAUGUUCCGGAUACGUCUUUCCAUUUUCUGUUCAAAUUGAAGAGCUUGAAUCUCCAGGACAAUGAUAUUGAACAUUUUUCUAAAGGAACCUUACAAUUCGACAUUCACGGUCAGCUUGAAAGUAUCUGCUUGUCUCAUAAUCGAAUGAGACAGGUCGAAAUGCACACUUUCGUAGAUCUUAAGGAAUUGCAAGAAAUUUCAAUAGAGGACAAUUUAAUUGAAACAAUCCAGAGGAGAGCAUUCACGGGUCUUGACAAUCUCCAAAAGAUAAAUUUGAGAGGAAACAGGAUCUACGGUAUUAGCGAGGAGGCGUUCCAGAAUAUACCAGCUCUGAAAGAAUUGGACAUCUCCUUCAACAAUCUGGACACUUUCAAGUUCUCCAUCUUCGACCAAGUAGGAUCAGCUACCGCUCUGAAGGUCAACGCAUCUUACAACAGAAUCGUGUCUCUCACCGAUUCCAAUGCUCCUAACUUCUUCACCAACAAUUUCUACCCCCCUAAGGCUCAGAGUAAGAACCCUUACUUUGAUCGCAUAGGCAUGGUUUCUGAGGAUGAAUUUGAAGCGGAACAAGGUUUGAGUACAGUGUCAGUCAAUAUCAGAGUGUUGGAUUUCUCUCACAACAAUAUUACUUAUAUUGCCCCAUUUUACUUUAGACACGUGGACUUAACUUUGUCAGAACUUUACUUGUCCCACAAUCUGCUCAGAAACAUAACUCGCGAAGUAUUUGGAUCAAUGGUGAUGCUGCAAUAUCUGGAUCUGUCACACAACUAUAUAUUCCACUUGGAGUUUGAUUGUUUUGCUAAAGUCAAAGCUUUGCAGAUUUUGGAUCUAUCUCAUAACUAUUUGACAACAAUGCCACCUGAAGUAUUCCGUGAUAUGCAAUCGCUAGCUGCAUUGGAUUUAUCUGACAAUCGUAUACGGCUUUUACCAGAUAAUUUGGUGAUAUCUUCACUUUUGGAGAGACUCGAUCUUUCAAACAACUAUUUAUCAAGAAUUCCUACUAAUAUAUUAGCGCCCGUGGCUGCAGCAAACCUUGUAGAAUUAGACCUUAGUGGCAACACUAUACCAGCCCUACCCAUGUCGGAUUUAGUACAGAGAUUCAGGAGUCACGACCAGGGCGAGUACUGGCACGAGGAUAUCGAUGACAGCGAAGAUUACAUGUACCACACGGCUAGCCGGGACCACACCAGAGUGUACCAUCAAAAAAAACAAAGCCCGCAGAAUAUACUGUACAAGUCAUUGGCCUGGUUGGAUUUGUCGGACAAUCGCUUGGUUCGUGUCGAAGAAGGUGCUUUUACGGCCUUGCCAAGACUUCGCUGGCUCGAUUUAAGCAAUAACCAACCAUUCAACAGCGGUGAACGAGGAAUAAGUGUCUUCAAAGGCCUUGAGAGAAGGCUGUUCCAUCUAAUGCUGAGAAAUGUCAGCCUUUUAUCAGUGCCUUCAAUGCCUCUGCCAAAGUUGAGAAGUUUGGAUAUGUCAUACAAUAACUUACCAUCGAUUCCUCCAGAUUCUAUGGCAAACUUAACACGACUACGAGUUUUAGAUCUCUCUUACAACGACUUAUCAACAGUUCCAGUUGCGACACAUUCACUAAAUGAUCUUCGAUGGCUUUCCCUCUCAGGAAAUCCUAUAUCUGCUCUCAUGAACACAAGUUUAUACGGAGUAUCGCCUAAACUGGAAUAUUUGGAUGUAACUCGAUUGAGAUUGCGAAUUCUUGAGCAUGGUACUUUCAGUAAAAUGUUUACUCUAAAGACCCUCAAAGUCACAUCUUUCUCCGGCAUGAGAGAAUUCAACGUGCCAAGGAUGUUGACUUAUAAUGCAGCAUUGGAGAACCUAUUCAUUGAAGUAGACUCCGUGGAGUUUGGAAGAGAAUUGAGUGCCCAGUUGCCGUCUAAACUUAACAACAUCACUAUUACAGGACGAAGUUUGAGAUAUCUUUCUCCAUAUCUGUUACUUGGUGUUCAAUCCAAAGAUCUAAGGCUCACAAUUUACAAUACGAGCAUAGAAGAAAUACCUAGCGAAGUAUUCUGGAGUCCAGGUCGGGUCAGAAAUCUGACUCUUGACGUGAGAUCUAACUACAUUAUGAAAGUGGCUAACCCUGGUCAGAAACCGUGGCCAGGUGUUCCAAACAAUGUGUUCCUUGAAGAUAUACUCGUUGCAGGCAAUCCAUUAGUUUGCGACUGUGGCAUUGGAUGGAUUGAGUCUUGGGAUCGCAAGAGGAGACAGUAUUUAUGUCAAAACCCGUUUAAAUGCAUCGGGACUAGAGAUGAUGUCAGAUUUGCUACUUGUCCUUAUUACGAUAAUAGAACACUUGGUGAUGUUCUGUCGAGAGAACUUGAUUGCGGUUGGAGUCGAGGAUUUUUAAGCUCACCAAAUAUUUUGAUUGUUUUAGCAAUGACAAUUGCCACGUGCCUGUAUAUAUGAGGACUCUUUUGGCUUCUUGAGGUGUAUGAAGAAUUCAAUCUUAUUUUGGCAAGGGUUUAUAAUUUUUAGAUACUUUUCUACAAUCAAUAUAUACUUACCAAUUGUAAAAGGUUGUCAGAAAAGUUCUAAAAGAAAAUUUAAUGGAAAGUGCUCGUUCGAAUAGAUUUACGCAGAUAUGUAUAAAUGUACAUAACUAUAGGAAUAAACAUCUCAUUUGACCAAGAGAUGAAGAAAGGAGCGAGAUAUCAAUAUUUUGAUCCAAUAGAAUAGUAUUUGUGGCUUAUACCAAAUACAUUGGAUGAUUCGAGAGGAAUAGUCAAAAUCUUAUUAAAUGUAGUGGAAUGGUGUGUAAUUAUGGCAGACGAGUAAUUCAAAACAGACUUGUUCAUAAGUGAUUUCAUAGAAUCUAGAGAAGCCUACAAAAUUGUGAUUUAUCGUUUAAAAAGAAAAGCAGAAGUGUGAUCUCAUGGGAUUGAAUCAGAAAAUGUUAUAUAUUAUAUUUUUCUUAUAUGCACCUUGUGUUGUGCCCCCGGAGAUCUAUUUUGAGUGUUUUAGAUUAAGAUUUGAUUUCUAUUACUCCGCAUUUUGUGCACUGCCUUACGUAUAAUGAUUGUGUUAACUUCAUAAAAGUUUAAAACAUAUUAUGUAUAUCUAGAUUAAAGGUGCAUUCUGAAUUAAGUGUGGAGAUUAUGUGUGGAAGUGCACUUAAUGUCUUUUAGGAGUUGCAUUUACGUCGUUGUAUAUGUAAGUUCACACGAAAGCAAUGACUUAAUUAUGAUCGUCUAAGUAGACUGCAUUCGCUCGAAUGAUAUGUGUUCGUCCAUUACUAAGAAUAAUUAUGUUAUUUAUAGGUGUAUUUGUUUAUGUAUUAGAAGACUAUAUGUAUCUAGGUUAAUAAGAUCAUUUGUAACUGUUUCCAUGGUCUUUUAUUUAAUAAUUUUUAAUAUAUUUCAAUCCAUAACAUUAUGUAAACAGUUAUUUAUCAAUUCAGAUUUUACUAAGUUGAAUUUAAUAAUGUAUGUACAAAUUUUUAAAAUCAGUGCAUUUUUCAUAGCGUCGACACGUUCAAAAUCGACUAUCUAUUAACGCUUUCCUAUACUAAUUAGGCUAUUUCCAUUGUUUAGCUGUUUACAAAUUCUAUCUGGUUAUUUAUUGGAUAAACAUAUUUUAUUACAUACGUCUAUGUGUCAGUAGCUAAAUUAUCUACAACGCAUGCUGUAAUAUAUGUCAUAGUAGAGACAGCAAUGAAAAAGAUAUACGGUUUUUUUCCAUAUGUUAGAUUUUCUGGUAUAUAUAGCAUUAACAACUGAUAUAUCUUUUUUGUUGUCUGUACAAUUUAAUUUAGAAUUUUAUGGACUGAAUUUAAGUGUUUCAGGGCUAUAUCGCUGGUUAUUGCUAAGAAAUGUUGUUCGUACAGUAAUUAUACUAACAUUAGUCCAAUGUGGCUUAUUUAGAGUUUUUAUUUUGCUGUACUAUUUUGUUUUAUAUGAAUUUUGAUAUCAACUAUACUUUAAAUAAUUCAGCUAUAUUCAAUUGUGAUACUAGUUGCAUGUGGAGGAUUGAAUUUUAGAUUUUGUUCCUUAAAGCAUGCAGCUCAUUUUCUAGGUUGUUGUUUUUCCAAAGAAUUCAAUUGAAUACCUCUUCUUCAGUGGUCCAGAUAUGGUGUCAGGCCUAAUUGUUAACUUUUGUUUUCAAUGCCAUUAAAUCCUUUUUGUUAAAAAAGCCUAUUUCAAAAAUAUAAUCUGAUACUUGAGUGUUUACCUUUCACAGCUUAUCAAAUCUCGCAUAUAUUCAAAUUAAACUUGCGCAUUUGAUUAAAUUAUUUGUUUAUUCGUGUCUGGUAUUGAAAACAAAGGGAUGUCGUUGUAACAAUGAAUAUAUUUUGUGAUAUAUAUUACUCUAAUCCUUCUAUUUUUGAUAAAGCCUACGACGAUAUUGCAGACUUGAACGGGAAUUGUAUAGUAGUUGAAUAUAGUAGCUAUCUCUAAUGUAAUGCUUCUUACAUCUUAUUCAUCUACAAAUAAAUUGUUAAUAAUAAACCUAAGAAAAAUGUUCUUCACUAAAAAAGUUAAGCCCAAAAUGCAAUAUUUAAUUUUGCCAAUUUAACAAGAAAUUAUCUUUUGAUAUUUUCUCUUGUGUUUUUAUAUGUAGUUAAAUAAUGAUUUUGAUGGAAAAAUAUUCAAACCAAUAUACUACAUGAAGUCACAUGUGAAAUCGAAAAUUAAAUGUUAUUAUUAUUAUUUUUUAAUUACAAAACUCGACAGCAAAAAUGAAAUUAUUUAUAAGGUAGCGGCCUACUCAAAGUGUAGUAAAAAGGAUAUAAUAAUAUGUCUCAAAUUUUCAUAUUGUUAAAUUUAUUAAAUAGAUCAUAAUAAUUAGAGUUUACUUACAAAAUGAUUUUUUUUUUAUAGUAAUAAUGAAACAUUUUGGGCACUUGCAAAAAGUAAAAUUACGACUAAUCAAAGUUUGUCACUGCAUUUCUGUGUUGUGUCAUCGGUAGUUACCAGGUACAUGCCAAAAUCGAAGUCCCUGGAUGUAAAUCAUUUCUUAUCAGUACCUAUAUAGUAUUAUGUCCAGCAGUGGACAUCAUGUGGGUGAGAUUAUUAUAAAGUUAGUCCAGAUUGCUAAAAUACAUUUUACAAUUAUAACUACAGAUUUAUCGCAUAAGUAACAUUGUCAAUUCUCAUCUCAAUAGAUAACUGUUUUCACAUUUAAAUUAUAAUACAAACUUAAUAUUACUUCUUCAUAGUAUUGCUUGGUAAUUCCUAUAAUAUCUGACAGCUCAGUCAUAGGAGAAAAACGUAUAUUUUAUUCCCAUUGAACUGUAAAAGUAAAAUCACAUAUAUAUGCUUUAAUUUGUGGGUCUGUUAUCUCAGAAUGCUUUCGACAUUACGUAAAACUUAAGUAUAUUUAAUAUACAUGUAAAAUUUCCAAUCCUACGUGCAAGGUUCCAUUGUGAUAGACAUAGCUAGUGCCAAUAAAAUAGAAUAGAUUGUAACAUAUAUGCUCGCUGAAAUUAUAUCUCUUUUAUAUGACGACCUCGGUGGCGCAGUGGCAAAGUUCUUGCCACUGAAUCGAGAGGUCCCGGGUUCGAUCCUCGGUCGAGUCAUGAUGGAAAAUGAUCUCUUUCUGAUUGGCCCGGGUCUUGGAUGUUUAUCUAUAUAUGUAUUUGUUAUAAAAUAUAGUAUCGUUGAGUUAGUAUCCCAUAACACAAGUCUCGAACUUACUUUGGGUCUAGCUCAAUCUGUGUGUUUCGUCCUAAUAUAUUUAUAUUUUAUUUAUUUAUUUAAAGUAAUGGAUAGAUGUCACGAAUGUAUGUUUUAUAUAUAGCAUAAAUAUCACACUUUUAUUAACCUACCAGUGUUUUAAUUAUUAUGUACUUUAUAAUAAACUCCGAAUGUUCCUCAAGAAUAUAAAAAAAUCUUAUCUAUUUUUAUUUCAAUAAAUCCUAUAAUCCAACUAAACAUUAUUAAAGGAGAUGUAAAGAGCGAGUAUUAUAAAAUACCUAUAUUCAUUAGAUUUGGAAUAGUUCAAAUUGAAUGUAUGAUAUUUUUUUCUUCUGUUGAAAAAAAAACGAAAAUCAACAAAAAAGUGAUCCAAAAAAAAAGAAUAAUAUAACUUUUAUUAUAUUUAUUUCAAGUCAAAGAACAAAGUUAGCAAAUGUAUUUUCUUAUUAGUUCAGAAAUUAAAAAAUGACGAUUAUGAUUAUUAUAUUAAUCGCUUUCACUAUCAUAAAAUGAAAAAAUAUACUUUUAUAUUUCAAAAAUUUCCACAUUUGUUUGAACAUUCCAAGCAUAAUAAGAAUGUAAUAAAAAUUUAAAUUUAACUUUAUGUAUACUCUAUAAAACUCUACUCUGUAAAUCUUAAUAAAUACUUUAUUCGGAAUAUCCUUUCAAAUAUAAACACAUGUAUGUUGAUGGAUUGUCAUUUCGUUGCCAUUUGAAAUUGUAGCUAUUUCUUUAUGAGAGUACUGUAUGAGGGUAGGACAACGAUGUGUUUUUGUCUUCACUACUUUUAACUGUAAAAAAUUAAAUAAUUUGAAGUAAUAGGUAAUCAUUGAAUUAUUAGCGUAUUAAUAAAUUAUUGCGUAAAACAA